UGUCUCAUCUAAACGCCGUUGAAGCACGGAAGUGUCCCCUCGUGGCAUACCUCGCACUAGACAUGCGAUUAGAGGUUGCGGGGUCCAGAUUUUACUUCUCGAUGAAUCGCCGAAGUGGCAGGUUGGCGCUUGGUAGAUCCGCAGUGUGACUCGAGACGUGGGAUUAAUUCUGCAAAACUUGGGGGGUAGUGUGAGCAGUGCGCGGGUUUUGAGAACUGAUGAAUUCUGGAUGCGAGUAUUCGCAGGGGUGGUUUUUGGGUAAAUGGGGUUUUAUGGUGAGGCGACUUGUUGCGAAGGCUUUCUGCAGAGGUGGGAUUUUUCAGAGACGCUGAGGGAGAAUUUGAGAGAUUUAAGUCUUGAGAAUCAUGAGGAAUGAAUGCGGCCGUGGACAGGUUGCGACUACUGCAAGCAAGGGGAGAAUUAAUGGUGCGGAAAGAUUGCGACAUUGAGCCUCGGGUGACAAGCUUCUAUCUCCGAGGUGAAGCCACAUUCGUCAGGGCAUAGCCAACAGCAGGCAAGUUCUAAGCAGAGAGGGCCUCUAUGGCGCCGUCUACGAUCCAGGAGGCAAGCAUGAGCGCGGGGGAGCGCGUCUCCGUGCAGAUAAAUCCCAGGAAUCGGCUACCUGAUUUUCUGCAAUCAGUAAACCUCAAGUAUGUAAAGCUCGGAUACCACUACUUGAUCACCCAUCUCCUCACACUCCUCUUCGUCCCGCUUUUGCUGACCAUACUCUUGGAAGUCGGCCGCAUGGGGCCUGAAGACUUGCGACAGCUCUGGGAUAAUCUGCGAUUCAACCUGGUGAGCGUGAUCACGUGCUCCGCCCUCUUGGUGUUCAUCGGAACCAUCUUCUUCAUGUCGCUCCCCAGGGCCAUCUUCCUUGUGGAUUUCGCAUGCUAUCUCCCCGAGGAGAAGCUUCAAGUCCCGAUCCCAUUGUUCAUGGAGCGCACACGCUUGGCGGGAUUCUUCGACGAGAGGAGCAUGGAGUUUCAGGAGAAGAUCUUGGAGAGGGCGGGUCUAGGCCCCAAGACUUACCUCCCCGCGGCGAUGCACGCCCAGCCGCCGUGCCCGAGCAUGAAAGCAGCUCGAGAGGAAGCAGAACAGGUCAUGUUCGGAUGUCUGGACGAACUUUUCGAAAAGACGAAGAUCAAACCAAAAGAUGUCGGUAUCCUUGUCGUGAACUGCUCCCUCUUCAACCCCACGCCUUCCCUUUCCGCCAUGAUUGUGAACAAGUAUCGAAUGCGUGGCAACAUCCGCACGUACAAUUUGGGCGGAAUGGGAUGCAGCGCGGGCGUGAUCUCUAUCGAUCUGGCGAAAGAUUUGCUUCAAGUGCACGGCAAUUCAUAUGCUAUCGUUGUGAGCACCGAAAACAUCACACAGAACUGGUACUUCGGCAAUCGGAGGUCUAUGCUCAUUCCCAAUUGCUUAUUCCGUGUCGGCGGAUCCGCGGUCUUGCUCUCCAACAAGCUCAAAGAUGGCUCCCGGUCCAAAUACAAGCUCAACCACGUGGUGAGGACUCACAAGGGUGCUGAUGACAAGUGCUACAAUUGCGUCUAUCAAGAGCAGGACGAGCAGGGCAUCUUGGGUGUUUCCCUCUCCAAGGACCUCAUGGCUAUUGCCGGAGAGACUCUGAAAGUCAAUAUCACAACAUUAGGCCCGCUUGUGCUUCCUAUCUCCGAGCAGCUUCUCUUCUUCAGCACACUCGUCGCCCGAAAAGUCUUCAACUUGAAAGUGAAGCCUUAUAUCCCCGAUUUUAAGCUGGCCUUCGACCAUUUCUGCAUUCAUGCAGGUGGAAGGGCCGUAAUCGACGAGCUGGAGAAGAACCUGCAGCUCACUGCCGAGCACUGCGAGCCAUCACGCAUGACCCUCCACAGAUUCGGGAACUCUUCUUCCUCCUCGAUAUGGUACGAGCUUGCGUACAUGGAAGCUAAGGGUCGCAUACGGCGAGGCAACCGAGUGUGGCAAAUUGCCUUCGGGAGCGGGUUCAAGUGCAACAGCGCCGUCUGGCAGGCGUUACGCAACAUCAAACCCCCCGAAAAGUCUCCGUGGGCGCAUUGCAUUCAUGAGUAUCCUCAACAUCUGGAUGAGAUUCAAAAAUUCAACUAGGUCUUGCUUUCGCGAAAUUGGUGUUGUUUCAUUAGCCUUCUGGAUUGUCUCGGGUGGCCAGAAAGAGCCUCCUCGCUACAUCGAACCGCAGCUCAUCGUUGAAAAGCUCGCUGAAUAAGCCCAAAGUAGGCAUGUUUGAACACCGCAUUAUGGUUUGUUCUGGCGAUUGUACAGCAAAUCGAAGCAGUUGACAUGUGUUCGUAAUCAAUAAUAUGUAGAUUGAUUGCAAAUUCAUGCGGAAACUAAUCUCUACUUGUAUUAGUGAUCAACUUUGCAAGUACUUACACACAAGGAACUGCAAUCCGAAGUGCAGGUUUUAACACAAA
Messenger RNA from Physcomitrium patens, 2426 nucleotides. RefSeq names its product 3-ketoacyl-CoA synthase 4. The record is from RefSeq and is a predicted model, not a curated record. Gene Ontology annotation, biological process: fatty acid biosynthetic process. Gene Ontology annotation, cellular component: membrane. Lineage: Eukaryota; Viridiplantae; Streptophyta; Bryopsida; Funariales; Funariaceae. Gene Ontology annotation, molecular function: acyltransferase activity, transferring groups other than amino-acyl groups.